This is a messenger RNA of Staurois parvus, 288 nucleotides long. The record is from the annotation of a GenBank genome assembly. Lineage: Eukaryota; Metazoa; Chordata; Amphibia; Anura; Ranidae.
AGCCUUGUACCAUGUGAUCUCUGUGAUCAUUCACAAAUUUCACACGUAGUAAGCAAUGAUGUCAGCAGUGACAUCUUGCUUACUACUCUGCAUGUGAUCACUGAUUGGCCAAUCAGUGAUCACAUGAUCGGGACCUCGCACAGAGGUCCCGUCCGACGAUCGGUGUUCCACUGUGUCCGGAGGACACAGCGGGCACCGGAUCGCGGUGCUGACCGUGCCCAGGGAGUGUGCACAAGUAGGGGGUGGGGAGGCCGUUUAUAAACUGCCACCUGACCCUGCACUGCCACC